This is a messenger RNA of Umbelopsis ramanniana AG, 1328 nucleotides long. RefSeq lists its product as uncharacterized. Gene Ontology annotation, molecular function: translation initiation factor binding; translation initiation factor activity; metallopeptidase activity. The coding region runs from base 67 to 966 and encodes 299 amino acids. Lineage: Eukaryota; Fungi; Mucoromycota; Umbelopsidomycetes; Umbelopsidales; Umbelopsidaceae. Gene Ontology annotation, biological process: translational initiation. Gene Ontology annotation, cellular component: eukaryotic translation initiation factor 3 complex, eIF3m. The transcript is spliced from 4 exons. The record is from RefSeq and is a predicted model, not a curated record.
CCACAGAAAAAAAAAAAAAAAAAUCAACUGUGGCCCAAUCGCAGAUUCUCUCUAUACACACUAGAAAUGCCUCUAUCAACAAAGUCAUCGACUCUACAUCUCACAUCGACAUCAGGAGUGCCAGCAUUCCGACCAUUCACUUGUGUCAUCAAUCCUGUUGUCCUCUUUUCGAUCCUUGAUCACUACCUUCGUCGUAAUGAAGGCCAAGAAAGAGUCAUUGGUACAUUGCUCGGUGUUCGCAGCGAUGACGGUACCGAAGUUGAGAUCAGAAACUGCUUCAACGUUCCCCAUCAAGAGAACGAUAGUGAAGUUGCCGUCGAUAUGGAGCACCACCGUGCCAUGUUUGAAUUGCAUCAACGUGUCAAUCCCAAAGAAGUCAUUGUUGGCUGGUAUGCCACAGGAUCGCAGCUCAACAGCUACUCUGCUCUUAUCCAAGAUUUCUAUUCAAGCGAAGUAGCUCCUUUCCAGGCUGUUCAUCUGACAAUGGACACAGAUCUCGCUGUCAAGGGUACCCAAACUAUGGGUCUCCAAACCCACAUCAGUGCACCAGUUGGUGUUUCUGCAAAGUCUGGCAACUGCAUGUUCCUCCCUGUGCCUUGCGAAGUUAGAUAUUUCGAUGCUGAGCGAAGCGGAUUGGAGAUCCUUGCUACUGCCAAAAACUCUGAUGAGCGCACUGCCUCCUUGUUGUCAGAUAUGGAUCAUCUUGAGAUUGCCAUCGCAAAGGUUCAAGAGAUGCUUGAGAGAGUUAGCCAAUACGUCCAACAAGUUUUGAACGGCAAGGAACCUGCAAAUAAUGCCAUCGGUCGCUAUAUUAUGGACUCUGUCUCUGUUGUCCCCAAGGUUGAUGCCACUUCAUUCGAAAAGAUGUUCAACUCACACUUGCAAGAUCUGUUGAUGGUCGUCUACCUUGCAAACAUGACGCGGACGCAACUGUCUGUUGCUGAGCGACUAAACACAUUGGUAUAAGGAGGCGGAAAUGGAUUUUUGGCUUUGUAGAGCAGAGCAUAGAGCCUCAAAGGUCAUCAAAUCUGUAAUAAAAGGUUUUCUAUGAUUCGUUACUCUUGAUAUUUGGUUGCGUUACUGGUAAAGCUCUUUAGCUGUUAAGGGAAUAGGCUCUAGAUGACAUUCAGGGGAGCUGUGGCCGCAUGUGGAUAUUUUUGACGCUCAAACUUUUAGGAUGUCUAGAUCCUUGAGGCACAUUGGGGCGGCGCAGCACAAUGCUCCAUUAUUCAGGCACCCUUGCAUUAAACAUAGGAGUUGAAGCUACUACCGUUAGUAUUGAAGGCUAUGUCAUGCCUUGCAGGAGCGGCCCUUAAGGGCAAAUGCAG